AUGAAAAGAUUCUUGAACAGGAGUUCAAAUCCAUUUUCAAAGUACAUAAAAACCCUCACUGCUUCGAAGGGAAAGGAAGAGUAUUUCAACUUGCCAGCUCUCCAAGACUCUAGAUAUGAAGAGCUGCCAUAUUCAAUUAGAGUUUUACUUGAAUCAGCUGUUAGAAACUGUGACAACUUCUCAGUCAAGGAAGGAGAUGUUGAAAAGAUUCUCAACUGGGAGAAGACAUCAGAGCAAGGAGUAGAGAUCCCAUUCCACCCAGCAAGAGUUGUACUCCAAGAUUUCACUGGUGUUCCUGCCUGUGUAGAUCUUGCAGCUAUGAGAGAUGCAAUCAAGAAUAUGGGAGGAGAUCCUGAAAAGAUCAAUCCUCUCAAGCAAGUCGAUCUUGUCAUCGAUCACUCAGUCCAAGUCGAUGUCUUUGGCUCUGACGAUGCUAGAACUAGAAAUGAACAGAUUGAGUUCAACAGAAACAGAGAAAGAUUCCAGUUCUUGAAGUGGGGGCAGAAGGCAUUUGAGAACUUCAGUAUUGUUCCACCAGGAAGUGGAAUAGUUCAUCAAGUAAAUCUUGAAUAUCUAGCAAGUGUUGUCUAUAACAGAGGUGAAAUGCCAUGCCCAGAUUCUGUUGUUGGUACUGACUCCCACACUACUAUGAUCAAUGGACUUGGUGUCCUUGGAUGGGGAGUAGGAGGAAUUGAAGCUGAAGCAGUCAUGCUUGGUCAACCAAUUUCAAUGGUUCUCCCUGAAGUCGUUGGAUUUGAAUUGACUGGAGAUCUUUCACCUGAAACCACUGCAACUGAUUUGGUAUUGACUGUUGUCCAAAUGCUCAGACAAAGAGGUGUAGUAGGAAAGUUCGUUGAAUUCUAUGGAGAUGGUGUUGCUAAUCUCACCAUUGCAGAUAGAGCUACUAUUGGAAACAUGGCCCCAGAGUACGGUGCUACUUGUGGAUUCUUCUCUGUUGAUGAUCAAACUAUCAAUUACAUGAAACUCUCUGGAAGAGAUGAAGAUCAUGUCAACAUGACUCAAGAAUAUUUAAAACAAAACGGACUCUACAGAGAUUAUCUCAACGAAAAGACUCCUAAGUAUAGUGGAGAGUUGAUGCAUUUGGAUCUGUCUUCUGUUGAACCAAGUCUUUCUGGGCCAAAGAGACCACACGAUAGAGUUAGGAUGUCAACAUUGAAGAAAGAAUUUAAAGAAGCCCUUACUAGUGAAGUUGGAUUCCAUGGAUAUGGACUAGAUGAAAAGCAAGCGAAAGCUACUGCUAAGCUAAACAUCAAGGGAGAAGAAUUUGAAUUAAAGCAUGGAUCUGUAGUUAUCUCUGCAAUUACUUCUUGUACAAACACAUCUAAUCCAGGCGUCAUGAUUGCUGCAGGAAUGAUAGCUAAGAACGCUGUUAAAAAGGGAUUAAGAGUAAAACCAUACGUUAAAACUUCAUUGUCUCCAGGAUCUGAAGUUGUCUCAUUUUAUUACCAAGAAGCUGGACUUCAAGAGUACCUUGAUCAACUUGGCUACACUACUGCUGGGUAUGGAUGCAUGACUUGUAUUGGAAACUCAGGAGAACUUCCCACAGAAGUGCAUGAAGCUAUUGAAAAUAGUGAUGUCGUUGCAGCAGCAGUUCUUUCAGGAAACAGAAACUUCGAAGGAAGAGUCCACCCACUCACCCAAGCUAAUUACUUAGCAUCACCUCCUCUUUGUGUUGCUUAUGCUCUAGCUGGAACUGUUGAUAUUGAUUUUGCCAAUGAGCCAAUUGGUCAAGAUCAAGAUGGAAAUGAUGUUUAUCUCAGAGAUAUCUGGCCAACAAGACAAGAAAUUGGGGAAGUAGUCAACAAGUCUGUAAAAUCUGAACACUUCAAGAAGAACUAUGCUAAUAUUACUAAAGGAAAUAAAGACUGGCAAAGCUUAUCUGCAGGAUCAGGAAAACUCUAUGACUGGGAUGAUUCAACUUAUAUUCACAAUCCUCCAUUCUUCGCAGGGAUGGGUGUGAAACCGGAUCCAGUUCAAGAUAUUGAAGAAGCAUACUGCCUUCUCAAUCUGGGAGACUCUAUCACAACAGACCAUAUUUCUCCAGCUGGAAAGAUUGCUAGAGACUCACCAGCAGCCAGAUAUCUCCAAGAGAAGGGAGUGUCUGAGAGAGAUUUCAAUACUUAUGGAAGUAGAAGAGGAAACGAUGAAAUCAUGGCCAGAGGAACCUUUGCUAAUAUCAGACUUAUCAACAAGAUGGCCUCUAAAGUAGGCCCUCUUGCUGUCAAUGUCAACACUAAUGAAGAGAAGGCAGUAUUCGAUGUUGCUGAAGAUUAUCAAAAAGAAGGAAAACCAAUGAUUAUUCUUGCUGGAAAAGAAUACGGUUCAGGAUCAUCAAGAGAUUGGGCAGCUAAAGGACCAUAUCUACAAGGUGUUAAGGCUGUUAUUGCCGAGAGCUUUGAGAGAAUCCAUAGAAGCAACUUAGUUGGAAUGGGAAUUCUUCCUCUUCAAUUUGCUGAAGGAGAAAGCGCAGAGACCCUUGGGCUUGAUGGUACUGAAAGAUUCAAUAUCGAACUCAACAAAGGAGACUUACCAUUAAGAGGAGAAAUUGAUGUCACCACAAAUACAGGCAAGACAUUUAAGGCUAUUGUAAGAAUUGACACAGAACCAGAGAAAGAGUACUUCAAAAAUGGCGGUAUCCUUCAUUACAUGAUUAGAUCUCUUAAUGAUCAGUAA
Messenger RNA from Moneuplotes crassus, 2694 nucleotides. Lineage: Eukaryota; Ciliophora; Spirotrichea; Euplotida; Euplotidae. The record is from the annotation of a GenBank genome assembly.